Colletotrichum higginsianum IMI 349063 is the source of this 1107-nucleotide messenger RNA. RefSeq names its product Short-chain dehydrogenase. The transcript has a single exon. The record is from RefSeq and is a predicted model, not a curated record. The coding region runs from base 1 to 1107 and encodes 368 amino acids. Gene Ontology annotation, cellular component: intracellular anatomical structure. Gene Ontology annotation, molecular function: oxidoreductase activity, acting on NAD(P)H, oxygen as acceptor. Lineage: Eukaryota; Fungi; Ascomycota; Sordariomycetes; Glomerellales; Glomerellaceae.
AUGUCUCUCGCACCCAGAGUCGUGCGCGGCGCCUUGCGCUCGCAUGCAAGGACAUCUCACAGAUUCUCUGCACCGACAGCCGUUCGGGUAUCAACGAACUCCCUGCCCCAUCGGUCGUUCCACAGCACGCAUCGACGAUACGUCGAGGAAAAGCCAACCUCCAUUGACCCCAGACUGAACGCCGCCACCGAGAUCGUGCCGCCUAGAGAAACCAACUUCGGCAAGGCGCAAUUUGCCGACUUCAACCUCAAGGGCCGGGCUUUCAUCGUGACAGGAGGUGCCCAGGGUCUUGGACUUAGCAUAGCCGAGGCACUCGCCGAGGCUGGCGGCAAAGGUGAGAAAGCAGUCAUGCCGUUGGAUCGAUCCGCGAUGCAAAGACCCUUUAACAAGCUGACGCCUCGCUGCACAGUAUACUGCUUGGACAGACAAGAAAAUCCCCAUGAGGAGUACGCCGAGGCGCUCGCGCGUGUCGUCCCGGAAUGGGGAGGCUCGCUCGUGUACCGACAGGCCGACGUGGUGGACACGGACCGCCUGGACAAGAUCAUCGCCGAGAUCGCAGACGAGAACCAGAGGCUCGACGGCUGCGUGGCGGCCGCAGGAGUGCAGCAGAUCACGCCGGCGGCCGACUACACCGUCGACGACGUGAACAAGAUGCUGGCCAUCAACUACACGGGCGUCUUCAUGACGGCCACGUCCGUCGCGCGGCAGAUGUUCAAAUACAAGAGCCGCGGCAGCAUCUGCUUCAUCGCCAGCAUGUCCGGGCUGAUUGCGAACCACGGCCUGCUGUCCCCCGUCUACAACUCGUCCAAGGCCGCCGUCAUCCAGCUGGCCCGCAACCUUGCGAUGGAGUGGAGCCCCGUCACCAAGGAAGGGACCGGCGGCGUCCGGGUCAACUGCAUCAGUCCCGGGCACAUCAUGACGCCGAUGGUGGAGAAGAACUUUGAGGAGGUGCCGGGCCUGAAAGAAGAGUGGGAGAGCCUGAACAUGUUUGGUCGGCUGGCGGAGCCGAGGGAGUUCAAGGGUGCGGCCCUGUUCUUGAUGAGCAACGCCAGCACCUUUAUGACGGGUAGCAAUAUGGUCAUUGAUGGCGGCCACACGGCAUGGUAA